Penicillium soppii is the source of this 825-nucleotide messenger RNA. It is a transcript of the gene horA, whose product is annotated as ubiquinone biosynthesis protein COQ11. The coding region runs from base 1 to 825 and encodes 274 amino acids. The record is from RefSeq and is a predicted model, not a curated record. Gene Ontology annotation, molecular function: protein-containing complex binding. The transcript is spliced from 3 exons. Gene Ontology annotation, cellular component: mitochondrion. Lineage: Eukaryota; Fungi; Ascomycota; Eurotiomycetes; Eurotiales; Aspergillaceae.
AUGUUAGGAUCCAGAAUCUGUAAAGCUGCAGCGGCACGGGGAUGGACGGUCACAUCAUUAAGCCGAUCCGGUGAGCCCCGGUGGGACGCAGUCACCGACUCUAAAGAUCGACCCAGCUGGGCAGGCUCCGUGGAGUGGGCCAAAGCCGAUAUCUUGAAGCCCGAGAGCUACAAGUCAUAUCUCAAUGGUGCUUCUGCUGUUGUGCAUACAAUGGGAAUUCUGUUAGAAGCUGACUACAAGGGUGUCGUACAAGGGAGAGAGCCUAUUAUCAGCGGCCUCCAGCGCGCUUUUAGCACUUCUAAGCUUGGGAGCCAGAAUCCUCUAACAAGACAAGAGGGCGAAGCUUUGGACCCAAAGGAAAAAGAUGGACAAUUGACUUAUGAAUUGAUGAACAGAGAUUCAGCUAUUGCGCUAGCUCAGGAAUCCACCAAUGAACACGUUCCAACUUUUGUCUACAUCUCUGCUGCUGCGGGAGCUCCACUUCUGCCGGCUAGAUACAUCAGCACUAAGAGAGAAGCGGAGGCUACUAUCACAUCCACGCUUCCGGAUCUACGGAGCAUCUUCAUACGCCCGGGCUUCAUGUACGACUCCAGCCGGAAAUUCACACUGCCAAUCGCACUGGGUGGCUUUGUUGCAUCUGAGUUCAACACCUUCCUUGGGAACAAGCUGGGGUUCCUUGGGUCUAUGGCUGAAAAACCUCUCAAAGUCGAUGUUGUGAGUGAGGCGGUGGUCGAAGCAUUGGAGGAUGAGUCCACGAAGGGUGCAGUUGGCACAAAGCAGAUUGAGGCACUUGCAACAAAGGCCUGGCGAAAGACGAUGCUCUAA